This is a messenger RNA of Cylicostephanus goldi, 212 nucleotides long. NCBI's taxonomy places the organism in Eukaryota, Metazoa, Nematoda, Chromadorea, Rhabditida, Strongylidae. The record is from the annotation of a GenBank genome assembly.
AUGCAGCAAAAUCCACUACUAGACGAACUGGAACCUGAGCUAAAUCUGCGCCUUGUAUAUAAAACCGCAGUUGGAUCUUACAGACACUACCCAGUCGAAACUAGACUAGCUAACGACGACACUACAUACUAUCUCGUGAACACUGGUGAAAAAAAGCUUGUGCACCAUACCAGUCUCGAUCAACUCGUCCGAUACUAUCAAGUUUGUUGAAG